CGCCAGAUAUCGCACGCAGCCCACGCGCGGCACUCGCUUCCUUGGUUGUUGGCUUGAGUUAUGAGUCAUGAAAGUAAUAUAUUGAUGGAGAAGAAUCCCCGAGUUUUUAUGGAUGUUUCUAUAGGUGGGGUUGAUGCUGGAAGAAUGAUUUUUGAGCUAUUCAAAAAGCUUGCCCCAUUCACUGCAGAAAAUUUCCGUGCACUAUGUACAGGAGAAAAGGGAAUGGGUAAGAAAGUUGGUUUGCCCUUGCACUAUGAGGGUUCUUUCUUUUAUGGCAUUCAGAAAGGCUGGUCCAUUGCGAAGAGUGGGAAACGCCGCUUCAUUGUGAAGGGUGGGAAAUGCCGUUCCAUUGUGAAGGGUGGUGAUUUUUUUGGUCCGGGUGGUGAUUGUGGUGAAAGCAUAUAUGGAGCAGAUUUUCCAGCUGAGAGCACUCAGCUUCAACACUGUGAGCGAGGACUUCUGUCCAUGGCAAUUACUGAUCGUUUUGGCCUUGGCUCACAAUUUGUGAUCACAUUACAACCUGAUGACAGUCUUGACAGGUUUCAUAUGGUUUUUGGGAAGCUUAUUAAGGGAUUUAAUACAUUGAAGAAGAUUGAAGAAGCUAUUCUUGAAGCUGCUUAUGCGAAGCCUGUGUGGGUCUUCAACUGCGGUGAAUGUAUAAGUUGUGGAAGCGACGAUGUUGUAGCUGAGAAACGCAACCCUGGAGAUCAUUCUCUAAAUAAUGUGGAAGCAAGGGCUUACGCAGCUGCUAAAAAGCCACGGCCAAAUCCUGGUCCAUCCUGUUUUCCAAAGAGGCAUAGAUCCGAGAAAAAAUGCUCUUGUUGCUUUGACGUACCAGACCCAUAAAGGGGAGCUUAGGAGAGCUACUUUGGUAUAGGAGUUUUGGCUGGGUUAGGCGAUUCACAUCACAUUCGAUAUGAAUUUAUCUUGUAUGGUUCUGGUUAUUUGACAUAUGCAUUUUGAAAGGGCUGUGUACUUUUUGUGAUGGUCUCGUGAUUGCAUGUUUAAGAAUCUACUUCUUGCUACUCCGUGACACAAGGACCUUUUGCUAAACUUAUGAUAUUUGGAUUAAACUAUGUUUUGGAAGAAUGAUGAAACUUGUGAAAUUUGAACG
This is a messenger RNA of Neltuma alba, 1114 nucleotides long. RefSeq names its product peptidyl-prolyl cis-trans isomerase CYP95-like. Gene Ontology annotation, biological process: protein folding; protein peptidyl-prolyl isomerization. The record is from RefSeq and is a predicted model, not a curated record. NCBI's taxonomy places the organism in Eukaryota, Viridiplantae, Streptophyta, Magnoliopsida, Fabales, Fabaceae. The transcript is spliced from 13 exons. The coding region runs from base 61 to 846 and encodes 261 amino acids. Gene Ontology annotation, molecular function: peptidyl-prolyl cis-trans isomerase activity; cyclosporin A binding. Gene Ontology annotation, cellular component: cytoplasm.